Messenger RNA from Astyanax mexicanus (Mexican tetra), 3218 nucleotides. Its product is annotated as integral membrane protein 2A. Bases 159 to 908 code for a protein of 249 amino acids. The transcript has 6 exons. Lineage: Eukaryota; Metazoa; Chordata; Actinopteri; Characiformes; Acestrorhamphidae. The record is from RefSeq and is a predicted model, not a curated record. Gene Ontology annotation, cellular component: extracellular exosome; plasma membrane; Golgi apparatus. Gene Ontology annotation, biological process: negative regulation of amyloid precursor protein biosynthetic process. Gene Ontology annotation, molecular function: amyloid-beta binding.
GGAAACACGAAACGGAAGCCGAUCCCGUGGAAUUGCAAACAGAAGUGCGUCACUGAAGCUGCGGAGCGGAGAGUUUUAGUGUUUUCUGCAGAAAAUCGGCCGCAGAGGAGAAAAUAACCCCCGGUUCUGCUUCAGGGAUCAGAGAUUAAUCUGACAGCAUGGUGAAGAUCGCCUUUAACUCCGCUCUGGCGCAGAAAGCUCUGGGGAAAGAGGCGCUGGUGGCGGAGAAGGAUCCAGAGACGGGCUCCGUCUACAGUAACGAGAGCUCCACAGGCCGCUGUCUGCUCACCCUGCUGGGUCUGGCCUUUAUCUUGUCCGGGCUCAUCGUUGGCGGUGCCUGUGUGUACCGCUAUUUCACCCCUAAGAAACUGUACCACGGCUCCAUGCAGUUCACUGAGCUGGACAGUGCCGAUAUGCCGGUGGACGUGGAGGCCCGCGAGCCGUACUACCUGCCCCGCAUCGACGAGGACGUGGAGAUCCGCGAUAACGUGGCCAUCAUUAACGUUCCUGCCCCUCGCUUCGGAGAAGGAGAUCCAGCUUACAUUCUGCACGACUUUAAGAGGAAGCAGACUGCGUACCUGGACCUGACCCUCAGGACCUGCUUCGUGAUUCCUCUCAACACCUCGGUGGUCAUGCCUCCUCAGGACCUCAUGGAUCUCUUCAUGCAGCUCAUGUCUGGCUCCUACAAGACGUACUUGGUGCAUGAGGAUCUGGUGGUGACCGAACGCAUCGAUGACCUCGCCCCUCUGGGUUACUACAUUUACAACCUGUGUGAGGGCAAAGCCACGUACAAGAUGCAGCGCCGCAGUGAGAUUAUGGGCAUUCAGAAGCGCUCGGUGGAGGAGUGCUUCAAAAUCCGCCACUUCGAGAACAAGUUCGUUACUGAAACCAAGAUCUGCCGAGCCUGAGCGAGCAGGAAGUCAGGAGGGGACAGACACGACGAGGACGGGGGAGUCUCCUCCCCCUCCCCCCGCCGUCGCAGGGGAGGGGGAGGUGAGGUGAAGAGAGCUGAGAAAGGGAGGAGGAGGAGAGAGGAAUGGAGGGAGGGAGGGCUGAGAGGAAAGGGCCUGUCUUCCAACUCCUGCUGUAGAGCUUAGCUUAGGGUGUUGUUUUGUAUUACCGAGGAAAAGCAGACUUUUCUCUUCCUUUUCUUCUUCUUCUCCUUCUUCUUCUUCUCCUUCUCAUUAUUGUCCUUAUUAGGGCCUGUAUUGAUGUAGAUCUCUUAAAUCUCACAUUUCAGAUUCUCUUACAGCUUUGCCUCCAUCCACUAUAAGAUGAUUGAUUCCCUCUAUAUGCAGCUGCUUUAAUAUACAGCUGCUAUAACCUGUAAACGUUUAUUUCAGUGCUUUGAUUUGGUUUGGUUUAGUUUUACGUCUUCUGUGCUUCUCCUAGUCAAGGUUUUUGUGUUCCAUCCUAAAUCCUGAAGGUCUUAAGCCACACAUAUUUCAACCUCCAUGCAUUUUCACCUCAAUGCUUUAAUGCUUUGUCUUGGUGGAAGUGUGAGUAAGAGCAUUCCUACUGAAUCAAAACCUGACCAAGUGAUCAAUUGACCAAGCGACCAAGCUUUCAGUCUAGCGUGUGUGUGUAUGUGUGUGUGUUAGUCCUCGAAUAUCAAAUUUCCUGUUUUUAAUCACCACUCAGUGUACAAGUACUAUUAUUACUACCCCUGUGAUGUCUAGCGCACUGAUGGCCUGUGGUGUUUAAGCUUUUUUUUUUUUUUUUUUUUCUUUAGUCCCACUUUAUAAUUAGUGUUCCUAAGUACUAUGUAGUUACACGGUAACAAUCAUGGAACUACAGUGUAACUACUGAUGAAGUACACAUUGUUACAGAUUAACUACAGAGGAAUAGGUUAUGUAAUUACACAAGUGUAUUAAGGUUAAUUUUGACUUGUAAGUAUGUAAGUACAUAUGUGUACUAGGGUUUAUACUCAACUUAUCACACAGACUGUUACACAUGUGUAAGUACACACAUUGUUACAAAAUUAACCUUAAUACACAUGUGUAAUUACAUAACCUGUACCUCUGUAGUUAAUCUGUAACACUAUGUACUUAAUCAGUAGUUACACUGUAAUUACAUGGAUUGUUACCGUGUAACUACAUAGUACUUAGGGACACUUAUUAUAAAGUGGGACCUUUUUUUUUUUUUUUUUUAUUAAUAUAUAUAAAUUUGUUCCUUUUGUGUGUGUUGGGUUGUAUUUAAGAUUUAAGUCGCUGACCAUAUCCGACCAGAACAUUCAGUCUCACACAGGGCCUGGAGUACUGUAUUGCACUGUAUUGCACUGUAUUGCACUGUAUUGCGCUGUAUUGCGCUGUAUUGUGCUGUAUUGCGCUGUAUUGCGCUGUAUUGUGCUGUAUUGUGCUUUAUUGUACUGUAUGUAGCGUUUGCUUAGUAGGAAACCUGUUCUCAGAAAGCCUGUUUUCCUGCUGAUUUGAUAUAUGCAUAUAUUUAUUAUGUGCACAAUUCACAACCAAUAGAGCCAACAGACAUUAGUCAUAGAGUCAUAGAGUUCUCGAGGGCCAAAUUGUGAUUUACAUAAUAAUAACUUAUAUAUAAUAAUAAUAAUAAUAAUAAUAAUUGGUAUUAAAACAAACGAACUCUGUCACUAUAUGACUUUAUGAUGACACUUUAAGAUCAUUUUUAGAGCGUUUAGAGGUUCAGGCUGCUGUAUUCAGUUUCCAGGCCUGAUGAUGUGAACGUAUAUAAGCUCAGCAGCGCAAGAGGAGGGGGGUUUCAUAGCGGUUUCAGACGCUGAGCGGUCUAGCCUGGCCGUCUCUGCUUUCUGUCUGCUUCCCUCUCCUCUCGUCUCGUCUCAUCUCGUUUUGUGAGCUCUAGCUGGCUUGUGGCUUGUCUGUCGCUGGCUGCCUCAUGUUUUUACCCCUCUUAGCUGCGUAACGCUGCUGAGAACAGUGGUGUGUUGUUAACCAUCACUCGACUGACUGACAGUAAAUCAGCUAACUGCUCAAUCAGCUGUUCAACUGUUCAAUCAGCUAACUUUUUAAUCUUUAAAAAAAAAGGACUCGCUGAUGUGUCGUCGCUCAUCCUCCAGCAAGAGGAUGCUGUAAUGCGAUGUAAAAGUUAGAACUAAUCGAACUAGAUUCUGAUUUUUUUUGUCAGUUUAAUUUUUGUUGUUUUGUUCCUUUAAAUGUGUGGUGAGAUUUCUAAAUCUCUAAUAUCCCUAAUGUCUCUAAUAACUUUAAAAAAAAAGCAAAGUUUUGCAC